ACUCACUCACUCACUUUCAGCGCUAAUGAUAUGAUUGAUCCACAAACACUCCUUGGUCUCCAUUCCAUAGGUCAGAUCUCAGACCGGAAGACCUCACACCAUUUCCUAUCCACACCCGCAUCUGUCCCUCCCUCCCUGCCUCCGUCCUUAUUUAUCUGCCCUUGAAGAAGGCCUCUUCCCUCUCCUCCUCUCGCCGCCUCUGCUCAUCCCCCAGAUAUCGAGACAGGUCUUGCACCAUCCAACACUCAACGCGUGAUGCCGCUGAUGCUGACGCCCUCCCAGACGGACCCCCCUUGCCCCUCUUGCGUAAGGGCGAGGUCUCGCCAGACACCUCGGGCAGCACAAAGGUGUCCAGCACCAGGAGGACCGCCUCACACACGUCGGGGAAGGCCGCCACUGGGCCGAACAGGGCCUGCGCACGGCUCAUGUCAGACGCGCACAGAGACAGCAUCUCGAGGCACACCUGAAACACACACACACACACACACACAUGCAUUAGAGGGCUGGCUGACGUUGGGUGGAGGGAUGCAUGGGUUUUGUCGUGGGUGGCCUGGCUUACGUGUUUGAGGAAGAGUCCAGCGUUGCCAGUGAGUGCGUUGCCCUCGGUGCCUUGCAGGUCGAGAAACCGGAGCAGCUUCAGAGGCAGCAGCUCCUCGUGGACCUGCACACAGAUCGACAGACACGUGUGUAUCAGUAUGGGAAAGGUAAGCUAAGCGGGUGGUUGGCUUACGAGUGUUGCCAACAUCUGUGCGAAGUUGAGUGUCUUGCGGACGGCGAAGGACGGCACAAGGGACAGCUGAGAUGACACACCCUGCAGUUUACCAACACGCACCACACCAUCAUCACAUCAACACACACGUGGCUGCAGGUACCAGGUUGCUCUGUGUGUGGCGGACGGCCGUACCUACCUUAGUGAGUGCCCUUUGGUAGUGUUUGGCGAUAGGUCCUGGCAGCCCACAGCAGUGCUGCAGCACCCUGGUGUAGAAGAGGUUGAACGACUUCUCGUGCAGACAGCAAUGCAGCACCACCGCCACCACAUACUCAUACUGCCCCCGACAGACACACCACACACAUCCAUCCAUCCAUCCAUUUAUCCAUACCGUCUUCUGUACCCACCUGCUGUUGCUUCUUCUUUUGUGCCGUCUGGUUCUGUCUGUGGUAGGCCAGCACGACGUCCUGCAGCCGCUGGCAGGCAUGGACGGGGUCCUCGCUGCCCAUCAGCGCCACGAAGAGCCCCUUCUGCAGGUCGCUCCGCAGACGAUGGCUCGCCGCAACCUCCAUCAAAGCUGCCGUGCCGCCGUCACCCUCGCCGUCGUCACCCUUCCUCUUGGAUGGGCGGCUGGAAGAAGAGGCUGCACCUGUUGCUGUGGUUGGGGUGCUGUGUGCGUUGUGUUGGUGCAGUGGGAGGGCGAACAGGGAUGGCGGGUUGGAGGGGUCCAGCGGUGGUAGAGGGAUGGUGAUGAGGUAGUCGUCGAACCGCACAGAGGAGAACAGCUUGCUCGUCUUGAACCAAUUCCUGAACACACGCACUCACACACGCACACACACGCGGAGGGAAGUGAAAUGUGGCCGUGUGCUGUGCUGUACGUGUCUUCGUGUGGUUUGAUUGCCUCACGCACCGCCCCGCACCUGAGUGGAGUGGUGAUCUUGACAGCCACGGUGAACUUGGAUGUGGCCCUGGCUGUCUUAAGGGCCGCCAGCUCGGCCAGCAGAAACCCCAACCGACCCUUACCCUCACUCUCCGCCUUCCCCUCAUCCAUCGCAGCAGGUGGGGCUGCAGCAGCUGCCGCCCCAUGCCGCUUGGUGGCUGUCCGCUGCUUGAGUUUGGCCUUGAGCUGCUCCGACCACGACAAAGGGGCGUCACCCCUGCCGUCAGAGCCCAAGUGUGUUUCGACGAGCCCCUUGAUGUGGGUUAUAAGGGCCUUGAAAUCCCCACCGUGAUCGGACCGGAAACGACCACCUGCAGAGAGGGAAGAGGCAAGCAAUGAUUGCAAUGGAGGAGGAGUAAGUUGUGGCGCUGCGCUUCAGGUGACUGACGUGUGUGUGUGUGUGUGUGGUACUCACUGGUAAAUCUGAAGACGGUGAGUAGGAGAUCGACGUAGAAGUCGGUGUCCCAGAAGUGGGGGAGGGCAGCCAGCCCACUGAAACGAACGGCACACACGUCACGCGGCAGGCACGUUUGGGUUGUGAGCCUCAUGAGCUUGAUUGUCUGUCUGUCUGUCUGUCUUGGCCUGUCUGCCUUACUGGACGAGGUGUUGAAUGAUGGCCGGGUCCAGCACACCCAAGUCAAACAGCAGACACAACGCCACCAGACUGUGCCUGCGCACACCACACCACACCACACCCAGGCCAGGAAGACACCAACAAGACAGACAAGACAAAUGGCCUGCCUGCCUGCGCCUUCGCAUCUGUCUCUCCUUUGUCACUCACUGACUUGCAUCGCUGCUUGGCGACUUCGAUGUCCACCUGCCCCUCGUCAGGGUGCUCAUCUUCACACUCAUGCAUCCCGCUAUCGCCAUUUCCGCCCCGUCGCAUCCCCGCUGAUGACGAUCCAUGCCGCCUCUUGCGCUUGCGGCCGUCAGCCGCAACCAUCGACACAUCGUCCCCUCCCGCACCACCACCACAAGACGGCAGGCUCUUCUGGAAAGACCUCAGGUACUUCUGGAAACUCGUCAUCAAGUGGAAGAAGAAUCUAAAACCAACCUGGUUGACAUCACACACACAGACACACGCGCCACAGUCAGUAUACAUCGCGGCGAGAGGAGAGCAUCUGCCUCUGUGCGUGCGUAGGUCGUGUGUGUGUGUGGUGGGGUGCUCUGCUCACUGACUUCAGUGUGCAGAGUGACGUGCAGUGCAGUAAUGAGAGCCGUCUGCACCCCCAGCAGGUAGAGCGUUGUGAACCGAUGGAAGAGGCAGCUCUUGAGUAUCUCAUCCACCAGCACGGGGAUGAUGACGGCGAGCCCCUCGGCCUCCCUCUCGUCCCGCAUUGGCUCCAAGAGCCGCAGCAGCUGCACUGUGAUGGGCUCCAGGUUUCCCUCCGACACACGGUUGACCAGACCCACCACCUUGGUACGCACACGGCCCACAGUGUCCUCGCCCUUCCCCUGCACCGACCGCAAGUGCGGCGGCACGUACUUGCUGCUGUUGCCGGGGGCAGACGGCUCGGCCUCUUGCUGCUGCUCUUCCUCUGCUGACGAAUCACUCGCCUCGCCCUCGCCUGACUCAUCGUCCUCCGCUUGCACAGGGACUGCUCUUGGCCUUGGGUGCUCGUUGCUGACUUUGGUGGCGAGGAUUUGGUCGGCGAUGUCGAAGCACUCCUCGAGGCCCUCGUCGGCGAGUGUCUGGUGCAUCUUGCGCUCCGCCUUGACGCGGCUCUUGUCUGUGGCAGAUGCGCCUAAGCCCAACUUAGCCUCCAGAUAAGCCAUCUCGGUGAGGUCAGGAUCAUCAUCGCCGCUGUACGCCGCCUCUUCGUGAUCAUUCUCCCCCUCGUCCUCUUCCUCGUCGAUAACAUCAUCUGACGCAAUGUCGUCUUCACAGUCUUCAGGCUCAUGCUUGCUCUCAUCUUCCUUCACCGCAGCAUGGUUCCGUGCGGCGCUCUUGUGCUGCCGGUGUGACUCAUAGUGCUGCUGUUUCUUCUGCUUGGCCUCCUGACGCUGCUGCUUCCGGAGUGCCUUGCGCCCGAGGGGAGCCCUGGCGCGUCGCUUGGCUGAGGGCCGCUCGCGGAGGGUGCGGAACAGCACUGAUGUGGCUGAUGGAGGGCCCCUUGACGUGCCUCUCUGGUCGGACUGAUGGUUGGUCUUGCUGUGUCGGCCUUUCAUCUGUCCCUUCAUUCAACAGGGGAAGAACCUCUUUAUC
Messenger RNA from Vitrella brassicaformis, 3855 nucleotides. The record is from the annotation of a GenBank genome assembly. Lineage: Eukaryota; Vitrellaceae.